GUCUCACAGAACAACCUCUUCCGCGGUUUUGCCUCAUCCUCUAGGGUUUUCCGCCAUGUCCACGCGCGGUGGCGGAGGUGGCCGCCGCGGAGGCCGGGGACAACAAGGAGGAGGCCGUGGAGGCGGGAGCGGCCGCGGUGGUGGCCGAGGGCGCGGCCAGGGCGCCGUGGACCUCGGAGGAUUCCGCGAGGACACGCGAGGAGGACCUGGCCGUGGCCAUCGCGGAGGGUCCGCGUCGUCAGGCGCCGCCCAGAGAGGAGGAGGUCAUGCUGCGCAGUCCCAGUCCCCACAUCCGGCGGCCGGUCCCGGCCCGGGGCCCGGGCGUGGCGGCUACUCCUCAGCGCCUCGGCAGGUGUCGUCGGGCCCGACCCCAGCGGAGGUUGAGGCGAUGAGGCGCCAGGUGGAGAGGAAGGUGGUUAUGGACGAGACGCAGGCGCAGCGGUGCCAGGGCUCGUCGUCCUCGCAAGCACCGGCGCCGAGACCAGCAAUGCAAGAUAAGGCGCCCGGUCCGUUGGCACCCGCAGGGAGCCCGUUGUCGAUCCCAGCGCAGUCUCCGGCGUUCUUUCAGGCGCCUGCGGUACGACCGGCCAUGCAAGCGAAGCCACCGGGUCAGGUCGCACAGGCAGCGAGUUCAUCGUCGUCGUUCCCAAUGCUCGCGACGGCUCAGGCGCCUAGGCCCGGGCGACCUGCCACUGCCCUGCAAGGGAAGCCGCCGGGGCAGGUCACACAGGCAGCGAGUUCGUCGUCGUCGUUCCCAAUGCUCGCGACGGUUCAGGCGCCUACGCCCGGGCGACCCGCCACUGCCCUGCAUGGGAAGCCGCCGGGUCAGGUCGUACCGGCAGCGAUCCCAUCAUCGUUCCCAGCGCCGGCGCCGGUUCAGGGCUCUACGCCCGGGCGACCGGCCAUGCAAGCGAAGCCGCCGGGUCAUGUCGCACCGGCAGCGAGUUCAUCGGAGCGACCUCUGCAAAUGCAAGGGAAGGUGCCGGAUCAAAUGGCGCUUUCGGCGCCUGCAGGUACACUGCCUCCAGCUUCGAGCAAGGCGAUGGUGUUCCCCCCUCGGCCGGGGUACGGAACCGUCGGGCGGAGGUGCCAGGUGCGCGCCAACCAUGUAGAAGUCAAGCUCGGGGACAAGGAUAUCUACCACUACGAUGUGACAAUCAAACCGGAAUCGACCUCAAGGGCAAGAAAUAGAUGGAUCAUCAAGGAGCUCGUUAACUUGUACAAGCAACACUUGGACGGGCGGCGGCCUGUUUAUGAUGGAAGAAAAAGCUUGUUCACGGCAGGUCCACUGCCAUUCCAAUCCAAAGAGUUCGUUCUCAUGCUAACAAACCAUGAGAGAGGAAAACAAGGCGAGAAAGAGUAUAAGGUGGCAAUCAAGGAUGCUGCAAGAAUUGAUAUGUACAGCCUUAAAAUGUUCUUGGCUGGCAGGAAUCGGGAUCUGCCACAAAACACUAUCCAGGCUCUGGAUAUCGCUUUGAGAGAAUUCCCAACUUCUGAGUAUACACCGAUCUCAAAAUCGUUUUUCUCACGAAAGGAAUUUGGAGAUGGUCAGUCUCUAGGAAAUGGUGUGGAAUGCUGGAGGGGUUACUACCAGAGCCUACGCCCUACACAGAUGGGCUUGUCACUUAAUAUAGAUGUUUCGGCAACGUCAUUUUACAAGGCUCAACCUGUUAUUGACUUCGUAGUGGAAUAUCUGAACCUUCGUGAUACUUCAAAACGUAUUUCUGAUCAGGAUCGCAUAAAACUGAAGAAAGCACUUAAGAUGGUCUGGGUUGCAACCAACCAUAUGCAAGAUAAAUGCAUUCACUACAGGAUUACGGGGCUAACCUCAACUCCAUUAAAGGAUUUGACGUUUGAUCAAGAAGGCACAAGGGUGUCAGUUGUGCAUUACUUUAAACAACGAUAUAACUACUACUUACAAUACACUCACUGGCCAUGCCUUCAAGCUGGCCGUGUUGACAAGCAGAUCUAUUUACCUAUAGAGGUUUGCAGCAUAGUUCAGGGACAACGCUACUCCAGUAAGCUGAAUGAGAAUCAAGUCAGGAACAUCCUGCAGUUUACCUGCGAGCGACCAGCAGAUAGGCAAACUAGAACUUUUGAGGUAUUCAAGAAUUACAAAUCUGAUGGAUCAACUUAUGCAGAAGAAUUUGGCCUUACGUUGAUGGAUCAACUUACCUUGGUUGAUGCUCGAGUGCUCCCAGCUCCAAGGCUUAAAUACCAUGAUUCUGGAAGAGAGAAGGUUUGCAACCCUUCCAUCGGACAGUGGAACAUGAUUAACAAGAGAAUGGUUGAUGGAGGAUCUAUCAAAUAUUGGGCAUGUAUAACUUUCGCCUCUCGUUUGAAUCUGAAUGACGUUGUGAUGUUUUGCGAGGCUCUUGUUGGCAUGUGCAAUAACAUUGGCAUGCAAAUGUGUACCAGACCGUGUGUAGAAAUCAGGAAAGCACACCAAGACAAAUUAGAAGCCGAAAUCAGGGGUAUCCAUUCGCGUUCUGCGCAAGUGCUUGCUCAACAAGGUCUAACAGCGAAACAACUAGAGUUACUCAUCAUAAUUCUGCCUGAUAUGAGUGGUUUUUAUGGAAGAAUAAAACGAGUUUGUGAAACUGAGCUUGGUUUAAUCACUCAGUGCUGCGCACCUAAGAAUGUAAGGAAAGGAGGGAAUCAGUACCUUGAGAAUCUUUCCUUGAAAAUCAACGUAAAGGUUGGUGGCCGGAACACAAUGCUUGAAGAUGCUUUCAACCGGAGAAUACCGCUUCUGACAGAUUGUCCGACAAUAGUCUUUGGAGCUGAUGUUACGCACCCAUCUGCUGGGGAAAGUUCAUCUCCAUCUAUUGCAGCAGUGGUUGCAUCAAUGGAUUGGCCACAAGUUACAAAGUACAAAUGCUUGGUGUCUUCACAAGGUCAAAGGGUUGAAAUUAUAAAUGACCUUUAUACAGAAGUGGAAGAUCCACAGAAGGGCAUUGUUAAAGGUGGAAUGAUUAGAGAUUUGCUUAUGUCAUUCUUCAAGUCAACUGGCCAAAAGCCUUCGAGGAUUAUAUUCUAUCGUGAUGGUGUUAGUGAGGGGCAGUUCAGCCAAGUCUUGCUUUAUGAAAUAGAUGCCAUUCGGAAGGCAUGUGCAAGUUUACAGGAUAAUUAUCUCCCAAGGGUCACAUUUGUUGUUGUGCAAAAGCGGCAUCAUACCCGCCUGUUUCCUGAAAAUCAUCGUUCACGAGAUCAAACAGACAGGAGUGGAAACAUCCUGCCUGGAACUGUUGUUGAUACGAAGAUCUGCCACCCCAGCGAGUUUGAUUUUUACCUCUGUAGCCAUUCUGGUAUUAAGGGGACAAGCCGCCCAGCUCAUUAUCAUGUUCUUCUGGACGAAAAUGGUUUCAGUGCUGAUGCACUGCAGACCUUGACUUAUAAUCUUUGCUACACGUAUGCCCGGUGCACUCGUUCAGUCUCUAUAGUUCCUCCGGCAUACUACGCACACUUGGGUGCGUUCCGUGCCCGUUAUUACAUUGAGGACGACAGUUCUGAUCAGGGCUCAUUGACUGUGGCAACUCAGACGGAUGAUCAAUCUGUCAUAGUGAAGCAACUCCCCAAGAUCAAGGAGUAUGUUCAGCAGUUCAUGUUCUAUUGCUAAAGCUGGAGUGUAUUCCAAAUAGUUCCUGAAAAGCGUGCAUGCGACAUUUUUCUUGGAUUGAUCUAUGAUGUCGUAACUGUGAACUCACUCACUCUUUUGUCUGUUUCGUUCCAUCAUCAUGCUUAACUGAUUCGAAACGGAAUCCUUUUGCUUUUCUGAAAUGCAUGGUUCUGGUUGCUGCAUUAA
Messenger RNA from Zea mays, 3805 nucleotides. Its product is annotated as protein argonaute 12. The coding region runs from base 56 to 3619 and encodes 1187 amino acids. The record is from RefSeq and is a predicted model, not a curated record. The transcript is spliced from 22 exons. Gene Ontology annotation, molecular function: RNA binding; protein binding. Lineage: Eukaryota; Viridiplantae; Streptophyta; Magnoliopsida; Poales; Poaceae.